AUGACCUUGCACAAUAACAAUACAACCUCACCCUUGUUUCUGAACAUCAGCUCUUCCUGGAUUCACGGCCCUUCGGAUACAGGGCUGCCCCCAGGAACGGUUACUCAUUUUGGCAGCUACAACAUUUCUCGGGCAGCUGGGAAUCUCUCCUCUGCAAACGGCACCACCAGUGACCCUCUGGGAGGUCAUACCAUCUGGCAGGUGGUCUUCAUUGCAUUCUUAACAGGCGUCCUGGCCUUGGUGACCAUCAUUGGCAACAUCCUGGUGAUCGUGGCAUUCAAGGUCAACAAGCAGCUGAAGACAGUCAACAAUUACUUCCUCUUGAGCCUGGCCUGUGCUGACCUGAUCAUCGGGGUCAUUUCAAUGAAUCUGUUUACUACCUACAUCAUCAUGAACCGGUGGGCGUUGGGGAACCUGGCCUGUGACCUCUGGCUGUCUAUUGACUAUGUGGCCAGCAAUGCCUCCGUCAUGAACCUUCUGGUCAUCAGCUUUGACAGAUACUUUUCCAUCACGAGGCCGCUCACGUACCGAGCCAAACGGACAACAAAGCGAGCCGGUGUGAUGAUAGGUCUGGCUUGGGUCAUCUCCUUCAUCCUUUGGGCUCCUGCCAUCUUGUUCUGGCAAUACUUUGUUGGGAAGAGGACUGUGCCUCCAGGGGAAUGUUUCAUCCAGUUCCUCAGUGAGCCCACCAUCACCUUUGGUACGGCCAUCGCUGCCUUUUAUAUGCCUGUCACCAUCAUGACUAUUUUAUACUGGAGGAUCUAUAAGGAAACUGAAAAACGUACCAAAGAACUUGCUGGGCUGCAGGCCUCUGGAACAGAGGCCGAGGCAGAGAACUUUGUCCACCCCACGGGCAGUUCUCGAAGCUGCAGCAGCUAUGAGCUCCAGCAGCAGAGCAUGAAACGCUCAGCCAGGAGGAAGUACGGACGCUGCCACUUCUGGUUCUCAACCAAGAGCUGGAAGCCAAGCGCCGAGCAGAUGGAUCAAGACCACAGCAGCAGCGACAGCUGGAAUAACAACGAUGCUGCUGCCUCUCUGGAGAACUCUGCCUCCUCCGACGAGGAGGACAUUGGCUCAGAGACCAGAGCCAUCUACUCCAUCGUGCUCAAGCUCCCAGGUCACAGCACCAUCCUCAACUCCACCAAACUACCCUCAUCCGACAACCUGCAGGUGCCGGAGGAGGAGCUGGGGACAGUGGGCUUGGAGAAGAAAACCAGCAAGCUUCAGGCCCAGCAGAGCAUGGAUGAUGGAGGCAGCUUUCAGAAAAGCUUCUCCAAGCUUCCCAUCCAGUUAGAGUCUGCCGUGGACACAGCCAAGGCCUCUGAUGUCAACUCCUCGGUGGGUAAGACCACGGCCACUCUACCUCUGUCCUUCAAGGAAGCUACGCUGGCCAAGAGGUUUGCUCUGAAGACCAGAAGCCAAAUCACUAAGCGAAAACGGAUGUCCCUCAUCAAGGAGAAGAAAGCAGCCCAGACCCUCAGCGCCAUCCUGCUUGCCUUCAUCAUCACCUGGACCCCCUACAAUAUCAUGGUUCUGGUGAACACCUUUUGUGACAGCUGCAUCCCCAAAACCUAUUGGAAUCUGGGCUACUGGCUGUGCUACAUCAACAGCACCGUGAACCCCGUGUGCUAUGCCCUGUGCAACAAAACUUUCAGAAACACUUUCAAGAUGCUGCUGUUGUGUCAGUGUGACAAGAGGAAGAGACGCAAGCAGCAGUACCAGCAGAGACAGUCGGUCAUUUUCCACAAGCGGGUGCCUGAGCAGGCCUUGUAG
Molecule: messenger RNA, 1773 nt
Organism: Rangifer tarandus platyrhynchus (Svalbard reindeer)
Lineage: Eukaryota; Metazoa; Chordata; Mammalia; Artiodactyla; Cervidae
Source: the annotation of a GenBank genome assembly